AUGGAUUGCAAAAUACUGGUCUUGGGCGCUGGCGGAUUGGGAUGCGAGGUGUUGAAGAACCUUGCCAUGUCGAACGUGCGGGAAAUCCAUGUUGUAGACAUCGACACCAUCGAAUUAACCAAUCUUAACAGACAGUUCCUCUUCCGCGACAGUGACAUUGGGAAACCAAAGGCAGAAGUUGCUGCAAGCUACAUUAAUCGAUGGAGCAAGCGUAGGAGAGCAAGGAAUCCGGAUGCCCACGAAGUUUUGGUUGUCCCCCAUGUCCAGGAUCUGACUCUUCUUCCAGCUGAGUUCUUCACACAGUUCCAGUUUGUAGUUUCUGGCCUAGAUUCGAUAGGCCCUCGCAGAUACGCCAACGAGAUGGUCGUGCGAAUCGCCAGAGACUCCAAAUAUGAAACAUGUAUACCGCUUAUCGACGGUGGGACUGAGGGACUCAAGGGCCACGUCAAGACUGUGAUCCCGGGCAUCACAGCAUGCUGGGAGUGCUCUCUCGACACAAUCCCAGCGCAGCAGGACACCUAUCCGCUCUGUACCAUCGCCAACAACCCAAGAAACCUCGAGCAUGUCAUAAGCUAUGCUGUCACGGUCAGUUUCCCGGAAGCAAACUUGGACGACCCACAAGACAUACAAAGACUAUUUGAUCUCUCACUGGAGAGAGCAAGAGCGUUCAAUAUUGACGCAAAGGAGCUCACAAUAGAAUACUUGCUCGGUGUCGUAAAGCAUAUUAUCCCCAGUUGCAGCAGCACGAACUCAAUUGUCGCAGCUGCUUGCACCUCUCGGAUCGUCUCGAUAUACUACGACCUAGUUGACUUCGACACUAUGCCCACAUUCACCGUCUUCAAUGGCUCCAAUGGGUUCUUCACUCAUAGUUUCCAGUACCAGCGAAAUGCCGACUGCAUUGUAUGCAAGGGCUUGUAA
This is a messenger RNA of Torulaspora globosa, 918 nucleotides long. RefSeq names its product NEDD8-activating protein UBA3 (gene UBA3). NCBI's taxonomy places the organism in Eukaryota, Fungi, Ascomycota, Saccharomycetes, Saccharomycetales, Saccharomycetaceae. Gene Ontology annotation, biological process: protein neddylation. The coding region runs from base 1 to 918 and encodes 305 amino acids. The record is from RefSeq and is a predicted model, not a curated record. Gene Ontology annotation, cellular component: nucleus; cytoplasm. The transcript has a single exon. Gene Ontology annotation, molecular function: NEDD8 activating enzyme activity.